Messenger RNA from Penicillium antarcticum, 693 nucleotides. RefSeq names its product glutathione S-transferase family protein. The record is from RefSeq and is a predicted model, not a curated record. The transcript is spliced from 5 exons. NCBI's taxonomy places the organism in Eukaryota, Fungi, Ascomycota, Eurotiomycetes, Eurotiales, Aspergillaceae. Bases 1 to 693 code for a protein of 230 amino acids.
AUGGCAUCCAAGCAGUAUACGCUUUAUGACCUCCCCAGUAGGGCUCCGUGUACAACCUGGACGCCUAACCCAUGGAAAACACGGCUUCUGUUCAACCUCAAAGGCCUGGAUUAUCGAACUGAAUGGGUCGAAUAUCCGGACAUCAAGCCGACGCUGGAAAACAAAGUUCCCGCCAAUGCAGGAAGUACCGCGUAUUCAAUCCCCACCAUUGAAAGUCCGGAUGGAACAUGUGUGAUGGACUCGCGCAAAAUUGUACAAUACAUCGAGAAGCAACAUCCUCAACCCUCAAUGCAUCUGGAUUCAAGCUAUUUACCUAAAGUCGAAGAAGUCUGGUCAGCUUAUAUGGGGGAUAUUCUCAACGACGCAAGUCUUGAGUAUUGGUAUACAACCCGCGAGAAAUUCGUUGGGAUGCCAGUUGAUCAGCUAGAGAAGGAGAAGGGAGGAGAAUUGGCAUGGAAUGAAGCCGAGCCGGCACUUCGCAGCGCAACAGCGCUGUUGAAGGAGAAUGAAGGACCAUUUUUCAUGGGCGACACUAUCAGCUAUGCUGAUCUUGUUUGGGCUAGUGUCCUUCUUUUCAGCAAGCGUCUGGGACCCGGUUUCUUCGAGGAGGCUACGAAGAGAAGUGGCGAUGCUCAGGUUCACUUGAACCUGCUAGAGGCAAUUCGCCCUUGGUCUGAGCGAGACAGUCGUUGA